Trachemys scripta elegans is the source of this 576-nucleotide messenger RNA. RefSeq names its product matrix metalloproteinase-9-like. Gene Ontology annotation, cellular component: cell surface. Gene Ontology annotation, molecular function: heparin binding. The transcript is spliced from 5 exons. NCBI's taxonomy places the organism in Eukaryota, Metazoa, Chordata, Testudines, Emydidae. The coding region runs from base 1 to 576 and encodes 191 amino acids. The record is from RefSeq and is a predicted model, not a curated record.
AUGAUGCUGUCUGGUGUCAGGCUCCUGGCCUGGGGCUGGCUGCUCUUGCCUGUCAGCAGGGCGCUGGAAGACUGCGCCGCCUGCGUCUUCCCCUUCAUCUACCAGGGGCGAUCGUACCCCACGUGCACCUGGGACGGAAGCUGGGCUGGGUGGACACUAUGGUGCGCCACCACCGCCAACUACGACCAGGACUCCCGCUGGAAGCGCUGCUAUGAGACAGAGUAUGGCGGCAACACAGAUGGGCAGCCCUGCGUCUUCCCCUUUGUGUACCGGGGCCGGGCGUUCUACACCUGCACCGACGAGGCCGCCAAGCCACGCAGGUUCUGGUGCGCCACCACCGGGAACUACGACCGGGACCGGCGCUGGAGCUACUGCCCUGACACUCUACUGGCUGGCAAUUCCACGGCUCCCUGCACCUUCCCGUUCACCUACCAGAACCAGACCUACCUGGGCUGCACGGCAGAUGGGGACGCCAGCGGGAAGCCCUGGUGUUCUCUGACCAGAAACUACGACGUGGACCGGAAACGCAUGUACUGUCUGGACUCAGCUCCAGCAUCCUCACAGCCCAUGGAGUGA